UUUCAUUGCUGCUCAGUUGAAAAGCGUUGCGCAGCGCUUGCACACGGCCGAAGAAAAAACUGUUGCUAAAAAAAACACACACAUUGUUCGCCCUCAAAGAGUAAAAGAGCGGGCGUAUACGUAAUGCAACGUAUACGUAAUAUGCUCUUAACGCGCGCCGAGUGCGAGCAGAUCUUAAAGAACGUGUUGAAUGCAACAGAAGAGCAGUUGCAACUAUUGGACUAUCGACUGGCAAGGGAUACAUCAGCUGUGGGCUAUCUGGGAGAUUAUUAUACGCUGACACUAAGCUAUUGCACUGCUGACACUAAUAUUCUUCAAUCUCGAGAACUUUUUGUCAAAGCGCUGCCACAGCUCAGCGAUGAGAUGGAAAAAGAGGCCAUUUUUCGCAAAGAGGCGUGGCUAUAUGAUACCCUGCUAACAAAAAUGCAAAAAUAUUCGAACAUCAAAUGGAGUGCUAAAUGUUUUUACACUCGACCAGAUCUUAUUGUGCUAGAGAACAUCAAGCUAGCUGGCUAUCGAGCUGCCGCAGAGAAGCUGCUGAGCGAGACGCAACUGCAACAAUUGUUACGCAGCAUGGCUGCAUUUCAUGCGUCCAGUUUGGCUUACGAGCAGCGCCAGAACUUUAAUAUUGGACGCGAGUGUAGCGAACGACUGCAGGAGAUUACGGUCGCGUCCAAUAUAGCCUGGUUUAUCACUGGCAUAUCUGCUGUUCUAGCUGUGAUUAAGAGUCUGCCACAGUAUCAGGCGAACAGUUGGAUUGAUCAACAAUUGGCCAAGAUGGUGGAGCGAGUUUAUGAACAGGUUUCACCCUCGACGAAAUAUCGGAAUGUGCUCUGCCACCGUGAUCUAUGGGCAGGCAAUGUUCUCUUUCCAGCUGAUCCGCAGGAUGCAGUUAUACUAGUUGACUAUCAGACCUGUCGCUAUAGUCCACCAGCUAUCGAUUUAUGCUUCUGCCUGUAUUUAAAUCUAUCAAGCACCGAGCGACAGCGUCGCGAAUCGAAAAGCCUUGAUUUGUAUUACAAUUGGCUGCAGCAGAGCUUGCAGCACUUUGGCUUGCGAUCAGAUGAAAUAAUAUCCAAAGAGGAACUGCUGCAGUCCUACGAAGAGUUUCGUCUCUUUGCUACGGUCUACAGUGCUGUGGCGGCCACAAUUAUCAAGGUGCCUCCUGCAUUCGUGACGAACGAAUUCAAAUACAUAGAUCGCAGCGCUGUUAUAAUGAAACAUAUGAGAGGGAAUGCAGUAUUCAGAGAUGAAAUGGAAAAGUGCUGUAUCGAAGUCGUUGAAACUGCUAUGAAUACUUUAUAGCUGCGUCUCUCUCUCUCCCUCUCUUUUUCUCUUUCUCUUUUGUUUUCACUUUACACUCUCUUCUCACACUAAUUCAAUAGAAAAACAUGAUAACUUAUCGUAAAUAGUAAACAGAAAUAAAAUUCAUGUAAACAGCACAGCACACCGAUGCUUUUAUACACUAAAUGAUGAUUAUUAUUAUUGGCCUUUGUGCGAAUUAAUUUUAAUUUAUAUCAUUUAUUGUACAAGAAAUUUAAUGGAAAUCAAAAAUACAUACUGUGUGUUAUACAUGGCACUACAUUAGUCUACUACAUGGCAGUACAUUAGAAAAAAAAUUAUUAUGUCUACAGAAAUUUAUUUAAAAAAUGUUUUUUUAAUUGCAGUCAAUUUU
This is a messenger RNA of Drosophila mojavensis, 1675 nucleotides long. RefSeq lists its product as uncharacterized. Lineage: Eukaryota; Metazoa; Arthropoda; Insecta; Diptera; Drosophilidae. The transcript is spliced from 3 exons. The coding region runs from base 124 to 1305 and encodes 393 amino acids. The record is from RefSeq and is a predicted model, not a curated record.